AUGCAGCGCUUUGCAAAUCCGCUCCUCAGGCACAUAAUUUGCAGGGGCUGCUUUGAUACUGCUUCAAAGAGGCAGUGCCUACAGUAUCUAAGAGCUCUGAGGACUCUGCAUCUUAACGGUUUCAACACCAUUUUUUUAGGGGAAACUAUUCCAGAGAGUCUUAUAUCAGGAGAAAAAAUAGCGGAGGAGGCCAGCCUGUGCUGGCUGGUAUAGACACUUGUUCACGCUGGCAGCUGCCAAGGGUGGGUGCCCUGGAGGUACAAACCGCAAUUAAGAGGUGAACUGCCCAUCCAUCAGCAGAAUGGUGUCUUUCAGGAGUUGUUACCACCAGUGAUCUACAUGUCCAGCACUGAGUGCUGCCCUGAAGUUGCUAGAGCCAAUGGCCAUGAGUUUCUUGUUGUGCCUUCAUCUUACAAGUAUCUCUAUCCUAUGGAUGUCACCUGGUCUUCUUUGAAAUGGUUUUUAAUUAUAAACAACAGGAAGGACUUUGCCCUGAGGUCUAUUGAGAGGACCCACUCCUAUAGGUGUAUCCUCUUCAGUGACAUGAUUGUUAAAGGAAUAGAGAAGAUGACCCCAAACAGAUGGAAGGUAGCAAUUAACAGAGUGAAGAGAUGGGAGAACUACUACCUUGACACAGUUUCUUAA
Messenger RNA from Haliaeetus leucocephalus (bald eagle), 645 nucleotides. It is a transcript of the gene CUNH21orf140, whose product is annotated as chromosome unknown open reading frame, human C21orf140. The record is from RefSeq and is a predicted model, not a curated record. Lineage: Eukaryota; Metazoa; Chordata; Aves; Accipitriformes; Accipitridae.